Molecule: messenger RNA, 1462 nt
Organism: Gastrolobium bilobum
Lineage: Eukaryota; Viridiplantae; Streptophyta; Magnoliopsida; Fabales; Fabaceae
Product: MATH domain and coiled-coil domain-containing protein At3g58270-like
Exons: 2
Coding region: 131-1288 (385 amino acids)
Molecular function (GO): protein binding
Source: RefSeq, a predicted model, not a curated record
CCAGUGAUUUUUGUAUUCUGUCACCCAAAAUCCAUAUCUCUACUGGGUAAUCAUCAAUUUUGAUCUUUGUAUAUGAAAUAUUUUUGAUUGUUUUUUACAGUGUUGGUGCUGGAGCUGGCAAGUUGUGGAAAUGGAGAAUCAAAACACAAGUGAUACUAAAACGUUUGAGAAGUUCACAUGGACAAUUCAGAACUUCUCUAAAUUGAAGUCUAAGAAGCUGUACUCUGAGAACUUCUUCCUUAGUGGCCAUCAAUGGUAUUUGAAUGAAUUCAUGUUUACUGUACACGCAUCUAUUUUGCUCUUUGACAUGAUUUUCGUUUGUGCAUUUUUGUGUGUGUAUGUUUUGGACUUUUCUUUUAGGCGGAUUCUUAUCUUUCCAAAGGGCAACAGUUUGGACUUCUUGUCAAUUUAUUUGGAUGCUGGGGAUAUUGCUAAUUUGCCUUAUGGUUGGAGCAAACUUGCAGAGUUCAAGUUCGCUCUAAUUAAUCAGGUCAAUGGCAAAAUGACAAUAACAAAAGAAACUGAACACCUUUUCAAUGCAGAAGAGAUUGACUGGGGUUUCAAAACAUUCAUACCUUUAGUUGAACUUUAUGAUUCUAGCUGUGGGUUUAUCGUGAAUGAUACUUGUAUAAUUGAGGCUGAGGUUUUUGUCGCCAAGUCAGAACAUGAGAAUCAAGUGGAUCAAGCAGUUAACAAGAAUGAUGUUUCAGCAGAGUCUACACAAGUUUGUGUUGAGACCAUUGAGCAUACUGGUAAUCCAUUAGGCAAGGAAAUGUGUUCAGCCUCGUUUGGUGAGCUCAUGGAUUUCAGGGGUUUAGGGAAAAUAGAAAAAGCUUUUGUUCCACUACUAGAUGAAGUAUGUUCACGGCAUCCUUCACUUAUUGAAUGUCAGCAGAAGAGAAGUCGUAGGUUUACUGAAUGGGCAUUCACAGCUUUGGGUCGAGUUCUACAUUUUCUUAAGACUAAAAAGGUGAAAGAUAUGGAUGAUGAUGCUUGUGAGCAUCUUCAAAUUUUAUGGGAGGAACUCGAGACAUUUAGAUUUGAUUUGUCCUGGCUGGAACCCCAUGUUCAAUCUGCUUUAGGUAUGAAAAGUUAUAUGGAGAGAGCUGUGCAGGUGAAAAUGAUGAAGCAGAAUGUGGCUGCUCUAGAGAUGGAAAUGAAGAGGCUGAAGGCACAGAUGGAUGCUGCAGAGGUAGAUAUUGAAAUAGCAAGAAGAGACUUGGUGGAUGCGGAAGAAGGCUUUGAAGAGAAAGAUUUGGAUGCUGAACUAGGAUAUGGAGGACCGUAGACUUGUGUCACUUAUUUAAGAAUUCACUAGAGCCAGACCAAAUAUAUGCAACCAUGAAUUGUGUAUGUAAAUAGUUGAAUAUGCAUCCAGACAUUGAUGAUUCUAUUGACUGUAAUGGUUUGUCUUAAAUUGUAUAUGACUCAGCUGCUUCAACCAAUGUGUCAAACUCGAGUU